GAGGAUGGGAUGUGUUAGAGGGGAGAUGGGGGUCUAUAUGAAAGAGAAAUGGGAGGAGAUAGAGAGAGGAAAUGGGGAUUGUGGGAGAGGGCUGUGGAGAUAAGAGAAAAGGGACGAGUACCUGUCCUGAGAAAGGGAGGAAUGUGAAGUGAUGGGAUCAUGUUCAUACCUUAGACUAGGAGGAGAGGGGGUGGGGAUGCCAGGGCUCUGUGUAUGAAUGAGUAUGUGUGGAAAGAAAGCAUAUGUUGGAGAGAAGGUGUUUGAGGGCCACAUGUGACCUGUGGGGGAGGGGCAGGCAGAAGCUUGGUGAGUGAAUGCAUGUUAAGGGAUCAGGGGCUCUGAAUGUAUCAAAGGGUUGAUAGCAUGUAUGAAUUUGGUGAGAUGAAGCACGUGCUUCCGAACAUAUAUGAAAGGAUGGGGACAAUGUAUGCAUUUGUGUGGCAGGAGGAAUGGGUCUGUAUCAUGAAUUUGAGAUGGAAGAGUGGUUCAUGAAUGAGUAUAUUGUGAGAAAGUGUCUGUGAAUAUGUGAAGGAGGAGGAAGACCUGGACGAAUAUUGUGUGUGAGAAAGAGGGAGGAUGAAAUACAUAUGAAGGUAGGAGAGAAGGGUGUGGACAUGUUUGAACCUCUAUAUGAGGAAGACGUAUGUGUAUAUGAGAAAAGAUGUGAGGGUCAGAAAGAGACAAAGGAUUUGUGUGUGUGUGUGUGUGUGUGUGUGUGUGUGUGUGUGUGUGUGUGUGUGUAAAGAGUGGUAGAGCAGAGGGAGAGGGCCUUGUGCUAAGCACUUUAUACAUAUACCAUUUGACCUUUACUGCAACCCUUGGAAGUAGGUGCCAUUAUUAUCCCUCAUUUUAUAAUAGAGGAAACUGAAACUGAGACAAACAGAGGUUAAGUGAUUUGCCUAGCGAUACUUGGCUAGAAACGUAAGUAGCUAAGGGCAGAUUUGAACUUAUGUCUUCCUGACUCCAGCUCUAGUAUUUGAUCCUCAACACUAAAAGGAUGAUGUGUGAGGGAGGGAUGGGAUCCAUGCUUAAGAAGGUAAGAGGAUUGAUUAGGGGUAUAUGUACAGGAAAGUGAAGAUGGGUCUCUGUGUAUGUGGUAUGAGAUAGGGUCUGUGUUUAUUAGAGGAGUUUGGACAUGGCCUGUUUGUGGGUCUCAGAUGACUAUAUUAGUGAAGAGGGAUGAGGUUAUCAGGGUGUGAGGUGGUUGGGGGGAGUCUGUGCAUAGAAAAUGGGAAAGGGGAGUUUGUGUGUGAGAGAGGGAGAUCAGGGUUCUAUGUGUUGUAUGUAUGCAGAAGGAUAGAGUAUGUAUUAUAAGAGAAUAGGGAUAGCCUCAGAGCAGAUUUGCACAAUGGAUCUCUGGACUUGGAGUAAAGAAGACAGAUGCAUAGUCACUGUGUAGCUCUUGGCAAGGCACAUAACCUUUUUCAGUCUUAGUUUUCUCAUCUGUAAAAUGUUGAUGAAAAUAAUUGCAUUAAUUUUUAGUGUGGUUGGUAUCAAAUAAACCAAUAAUGUAAAGUGCUUUGCAAACCUUAAAAUGCUAUGUAAAUACUGAACCAGAUGAAGGGAGGGUCUGUGUGUGUGAGAGAGAUGAAUGGGGGAUCACAGUAGAAAUGAGAGGGUAGUCAUGUCUAAGGGGGGAAUAGCCAGAGUUUGAGAAGGAUUAAGGUUAUGGUUAUGGAUCUGUGAGUGGGUGGAGUCAGGACAUGUGUGUGUGUGUGUGUGUAUGAGAGAGAGAGAAGAGAAAUGGGGGAAUUGUGUAUGAGAGAGAGGUUGAGGAGGCCUCCCUGAGAGCCAGGGAUGGAAUUUGCAUGUAUGGAGGGUCUACGUAUGAGAGUGGGGUUGGAUAUGUAAAAAAAGGAGGGAGGAGAUGGAAGGCUCUCUUUGUGUAUGAGAAAAAGGAAUAGAAUUUAUAGGUAUAACAUCUAUAUGAGAGUGAGAUUGUGUGUGUGUGUGUGUGUGUGUGUGUGUGUGUAUGAGAGAGAGAGAGAGAGAGAGAAAGGGAGGGAAUGGAGGGAUUGUGUGAAUGAGAGAUAAGGGUAGGAUCUAUGUGUAUAGAGGGUUUGUGUUUGAGUGGAAUAUAUGUGUUUUGAGAGAGGACUAGUGUAUGUAGAUACAUGAGAAAGGCAAAUGGGCUGUUAAGAAGAGAGAUGAGAAUGUGUACGUGAGAGAAAAGGGGCAUGAAGGUAAAGGACUUGUAUUCAUAUAAGAGAAUAAGGAUGGGGCACAUCUGUGUGUGAGAGGUUUGGAUGGAAGGGUCUGUGUGUGUGAGGGCAGUGCAAAUGAGAAGACAGAUGGUGUAUUAAUGUGAGCUAAGGGAUGAUUUGGGAAUUUAUAUAUAUGAGAGGGGAUGAAUGAUUAUGUACGUGAAAACAGGAGGGGCAGAUGGGGAGUGGGGUGAGUGUUUAUAUAGGGGGGAGCUGGUUGUCUAUAGGAGACAGGAGAUAGAUCUGUCUGGAAAUGAGAGACUAGAGAUAGGUGGCUCCAUAUUGUAUGAGAAUGGGGAUGGAAGGUCUCUGUAUGUGAGAGAGAAGACAAGAUUCCUUUUAAGUGGCAGAAAGGGGAAGGGAGUUUAUAUGAGAUGAGAGGAUCCAUUUGUUUGAGAAGGCAUUGAGCAGUCUUUGGGACUAAAGGGGAAUGAGCAUUUUUGUGUGUGAAAGAGAGAAUAAAGGGAAAGCAUAGGUAGUAAGUAGGGUUUGGGGGAAGGAGUGAUCUGUUUGUGAAGAAGAGGGGAGUAGGAGAUGGGGUGUGUGAGGGAGAUGUGCAUAUUAUGAAGGGGAGAAGAAGAAUAUAUUGAAAGAUAAGGGACAGGGGCAAUAUGUGUGAGAGUGAAAAAUUAGUUGGGGAUGGAGGUUUAUGAGAAAAAAAAGCACUGGGAUAUGGGUGAGAGAAUGUGGGUAGAGAACCUGGGAAUGAGAGAGGAAGAGGAUGUAGGAUAGGUUGUAUAUGAGAAGUGGGCAAUAUUGGGCUUUAAGAGAAACUGGAAGGAAGGACCUGGGUGGAGCUAAGUUUGUGAGCAGAGGGCUUUAUGUAUGAGAGAGAUGGAUGAGAUGCAGGUGUGGAGGCGAGACAGGGAAUGAGGUUUUUGUGUGCGUAUGUGUGUUGUAUACACAUGAGAGAAGAAAUUUGUGUGUGUGUGUGUGUGUGUGUGUGUGUGUGUAAAUGGAUAAGUCUGAAAUGAAAGUAAGGCUGGGAGAGUGUAAGAAAAUUUAAUAGGAGUGCGAAAGAGAGGGGAAAUGAGUAUAUGUGGGAGGACUGUGUGAAACAGAUGGAGGAUGGGUCUUAGAGAAGGGGAGCAAUUGGGUGAAGGUGUGUUAGUUUAUCAGAGACUAUUUUAUGAUAAGAAUUUGACUGUGAGAAGGAGUAAAUUGUGAGAGAUAGAAGAUGAAUGUUUAUGGAUGUGUGUGAGAGAGGGGAGGGAAGGAAGGAGGGAGAAUGAGCUUAUGUGUGAGAGGGAAUGAAUGGAUGGGUAUGGGUGAGAGUGAGAGGAAAUUCGUGGGCAGGUAUGAGAAGAGGGAUUGGUGUGUGUGAGGGGGGAUAGGUUUAUAUGUCAAAAAGGGAAUAUAUAUACAUUUUGAUAGAGUAGAGAUAGGGAGAUGAGUGUAUAUGGAGAAGGGGUUGUAGGCAUGUAUGUGACAAUGGGUGGGGAAUAGAUUGGUUGGUGAUUAUUCGAGAAAGGAAUAGGGAUGUGUAAGAGUGAAGAUGUGACAUUUUAAUAGGGUAGGGUGUCGUGUGUGUAAGAGAUGGGGCUGGGGAUCUCUAGGGAAAUAGAGGGGUUGGGGGUACAUCGAAGAGAUUGUGAGAGUGAAUGGGAUGGGUGUGUGUACAUCUGGGAGAAAUUGGAUUUGUGUGUGUGUGUGUGUGUGUGUGUGUGUGUGUGUGUGUGUGUGUGUAGGGAGAUCCAGGUCUAUGAGAGAGACAGGGUAGGUAGGUUCAUGUAUCAAUAAGAGACUAGGGAUGGGUGGAUCCACAUAGUAUGAGACUGGGGAUGAAUAGUCAGUGUUUGGAGGCAGUGAUGCGUGUUGACAAGGAGAGGACAUAAGAGUCUGCAUGGGCAAUUUAUGAAGGAUAUGGGAAGGAUAUGAGGGAGGAGUGGGAUGAAGGAAAUGCGUGCAUGUGACUGUGUGUGUAAGAGCUAGGACAGUUUUGUGCUUUGAAGUUUCUGUACUUUAGGGUCAAUGUAUAUUGUGUGUGAAUAGGGAUGGGUCUGGUUGUACAAGAGAAGAAUUGAGCUGGUUUAUGUCAAAAUGGGAUGGGGAGGGCCAUGUACAAGAGGAAGAGUGGAGAGCUUAGUGAGGAGCAAGAUUAGGGAUGAGGGGGCAGCUAGGUGGCUCAAUAGAUCGAAAGCCAGGCCUAGGGAUGGGAAGUUCUGGGUUCAAAUUUGGCCUCAGACACUUCCCAGCUGUGUGACCCUGGGCAAGUCACUUAACCCCCAUUGCCUAGCCCUUACCACUCUUCUGCCUUGGAACCAAUACACAGUAUUGAUUCCAAGACAGAACAUAAGAAUUAAAAAAAAAAAGAUUAGGCAUGAAAGAGGUUCAUACAUAUAUGAGAGGAGGAAUAAGGGUCUGGAGGAGACUGGGGGAGUGUGGUAUAAGAAAUGGAGAAUGUGUAUAUGUUCUAGAUUGUGCAUUUCUGUGCAAGGGAGAGAAGGUUUGGAUUUGGAUGUGGGUUGGAGAUGGAAAUUUAUGAUUCUUCAAGAGAGUAGAGGACGAAAACAUGCAUGAAGAUAUGUGUAUGAGGGAUGUAAGAAUGUGUUAGAGAAAUCUGGAUGUGAAGGGAAUAUGGAGGAGUCUGUGGUUAAUGGGGUAGGGUUCCUAGUGUAUGAGAAUGGAGAUGGGGAGUCAAUUUAUGUGAGAGAAUGAAUGGAGGCCUGUACAUCUGGGCAGAAUAGGGAAAUCUAUAUAUAUGCAUAUCUGAGAGGGGUAUAUAUAUAUAUAUAUAUAUAUACACACACACACAUAUAUAUAUAUAUAUUUGGUGGGGUGGAGAAAGGGAAUGAUAUGUGUUUGAAGAGAGCAGAUAACUGUUGGAGAGGGGAAUAUAAGAGACCUGGGUGUGUGUUGUAAGAGAAGAUCUGUUGUGUGUAUGAAACAAGGACAAUCAAGUAUGAGCUAGUAUGAUUGUGUGAUAAAUGGGGCCAAGUGAUUAUGUGAGGUGGGAUGGGUAUUUUAUGAAAAGGCAAUGGAUAUGUACCUUAGGGAAAGAGGAGGGGAAAGGUGUGGGACAGGAGCAGGGAAUGGGUGUGCAUGUGGAAGCUGAGGUAGAGAGGGGAUGGAGACACAAAGGAGUCUGGGGGAGGAGGGAUGUGGGAGCAUGUAUGAGAGAAGAGACUUGGGAACAUGUAUGAGCUUUGAGAGAGAGACAUCAGCAUGUAUGAGAAGGGUGGGGUGGGGACGUGUGGGAGUAUAUGUGUUUGAGAUGGAGGAUGUAUGUGAGUGUGCUUGGGUGGAUAAGAGAGGAGAUACGUAGAUGUGUAGGUGGAUGAGAGAUGGCAAUGGGGGAGAUGUGUGUAAGGGGGAGAGGAGAUAGGUGCAUAUGUGUAUGGAUUUGGGGUAAGAGAGGCAUGAGUAUGAAAUAUGUGGAUAUAUGUAUGAGAGGUGAGGAUGGGACUAAGAAAGUCAUGAAUGAAGACAUGGAAAAAGUGUGAUUGACAAAAGGAGAAGGGAAUGUAUGCUAAUGGGAGAUGGGAAUGUGGGUCUUAUGUGAGGGGAACUGGGGAGUAUGAAAGAAAAGGGAAGGACAUAUGUGUGUGAAGGGUUGGGAGAGAGGGAUGAAUGUGUGAGGGGAGAAUUGGGGUGUUUGUGAAAUGGAAAGUGGGGUAUGUGUAUGUGGCAGGUGUGCAUGGAAAGAGAAGGCACGUGUAUGAGAAAUGGGGAUGAAUUCUUGUGUGUGGGGAGAUGGAAAGAGUAGACGGCUAUAUAUGUGAGGGAGAAGGAGAAUGGUAUAUAUGGCUGUGUGCUGUGACUAAGGGAGGAGAGAGGUGUGUGAAAAAGGGAUGGAAACAUGCUUGCAUAUAUGUAUAUGAGAAAAGAAAGAUGGCAGAUCUUUCUAUAAGAGGGAGUAUGGGUGGGGUCUGUGUAUGUGAGAGAGAGAGAAUUGGGGGUCUCUGUGAGAAGAGGCAUAGGCUGUCUGUAUCAGAAGAGACACAAGAUUUCUCUUCACAGUACAGGGAGGUUAAGAAGACCUAUAUGUGUAUGAAUAGUUAUUAAGAUUCUGUGUGUGAGAAGGGAGAUGAGGGGGGUUGGUGGGGGGGCAGAGUAUGAUGUUCUGUGGAAAGGAGGGAAGAAGUAAUCUUUGGGGAGUAUAUAAGAAAUGGGAAUGGGCAUGUCAGUGGGUUAGUCAGGAUAGAAGAGGGGGAGAGAAGGGUUGAAAGGGAUAAGAUGGGGGAGGGAAGAGGUAGAAUGAGGCUGUGACAUGCCUGUAUUUAAAAGAGAAAAGUGUAUGUUUAAAUUUGUGUAUAUUUAAGAUAGAGGGAUGAAUAUGUAAGAGGAAAGAUAAAUGUAUGAGAGGAGAGAUACAUGUGUGUGGGGAAGGGGGGCUAAGUGUUAGGAGAAAGAGGUAUAUAGGUAAGUUUGUACAACGUAUGUGUAAAAGAAUGGGCAGGUCGUAGGGAGGAGAGAAGGGGUAUUAAUAUUUUUUGUACAGGAAACAGAAAGGGCAUGGAUAUGUGAGGGAAAAUGGAUGUGGAAUGCAUAGGGUUAUAGGUGUGUAUGGGAGAGGUCCAUUUGUAUGUGAGGGAGAAAAGGGAUGGGCAAGAGGUCCCCAGUGUGGGUAGAAAGAAAGGUGGGUCCUUCAAAAGUGGGAGAAAAUCUGGGUGUGUCUGUGGAAGGGAAAGAAGUGUGUGUGAGGCAAAGAGCUGCUGUAUUCAGGAAGGUGAAAGAUUGUGUGUGUGAGGAGAAGAGAGGAUGGGUAGUAUUUGUGCGGUUGGGAGAAGAGAGGGAGAAGCAUGGGUAGUAGAGAGAGCCAGACCUGGAUGUGCAUUUGAGAGAGAAGGGGGAUGGGUAUUGUCUGGAUAUGAGAAAGAGAAGGCAUCUAUGUUGUGUGUGUGUGAGAGAGAGGGAGAGAGGGGAAGACAUUGGUGUAGAGCAAAAGGGCAAUGGGAUUAGACAUCUGUGUAAAAGAGGGGUGUAUGGGAGAUCUACAUCUAUCUGAAAGAAAGGGAAAUAGGGCAGAUGGACGCCGCUGGUCUCUGGCCUCCCUCCCCUCCUCCGGCUAUGGCACCAACACACCCAGCUCCACAGUUUCUUCGUCCUGCUCCUCCCAAGAGCGGCUUCACCAGCUCCCUUAUCAGCCAACGGUGGAUGAGCUGCACUUCUUGUCCAAGCACUUUGGCAGCACAGAGAGCAUCCCGGACGAGGAUGGGGGCCGUCGCUCACCUGCUGCUCGGCCCCGCUCCCGAAGCCUCAGCCCCGGGCGCUCCCCUUCUUCCUACGACAAUGAGAUCGUGAUGAUGAACCAUGUGUACAAGGAGAGGUUUCCCAAGGCUACGGCUCAGAUGGAAGAGAAGCUGCGCGACUUCACCCGCUCCUUCGAGCCUGAGAGCGUGCUCCCUCUGGCCGACGGCGUCCUCAGCUUUAUCCAUCACCAGAUCAUCGAGCUUGCCCGAGACUGCUUGGCCAAGUCCCAUGAUGGCCUCAUCACCACCGUCUACUUCUACGAGCUGCAGGAGAACCUGGAGAAGCUGCUACAGGAUGCUUAUGAACGCUCCGAAAGCCUGGAAGUUGCUUUUGUCACUCAGCUCGUGAAGAAACUGCUCAUCAUCAUCUCUCGGCCAGCCCGGCUGUUAGAGUGUCUGGAAUUUAACCCAGAGGAGUUUUACCACUUACUGGAGGCGGCAGAGGACCAUGCCAAAGAGGGGCACCUGGUGAAGACCGAUAUCCCUCGUUACAUCAUCAGCCAGCUUGGCCUCACCCGAGACCCCUUUCCAGAUGUAGUUCACCUUGAGGACCAAGACAGUGGAGGCUCCAACACCCCUGAGCAGGAUGACUUUGCAGAGGGGCGUGGAGCUACCCCUAAGGCCAAGAAACCCCCUGGUGAGAGUGACUUUGAGACCAUCAAACUCAUCAGCAAUGGCGCUUAUGGGGCUGUGUACUUGGUGAGGCACCGAGAGACACGCCAGCGCUUUGCCAUGAAGAAGAUCAACAAGCAGAAUCUGAUCCUUCGUAACCAGAUCCAGCAGGCAUUCGUGGAGCGCGACAUCCUCACCUUUGCCGAGAACCCCUUUGUCGUCAGCAUGUUCUGCUCCUUUGAGACCAAACGCCACCUCUGCAUGGUCAUGGAAUAUGUGGAAGGAGGUGAUUGUGCCACACUGCUUAAGAACAUCGGGGCCCUGCCUGUGGAGAUGGCUAGGAUGUACUUCGCAGAGACAGUGCUGGCUCUGGAGUACCUGCACAAUUAUGGCAUCGUGCACCGAGACCUCAAGCCUGACAACCUCCUCAUCACCUCCAUGGGCCACAUCAAGCUGACAGACUUCGGCCUCUCCAAGAUGGGCCUGAUGAGCCUCACCACCAACCUGUAUGAGGGUCACAUCGAGAAGGACGCCCGAGAGUUCCUGGAUAAGCAGGUAUGUGGGACACCCGAGUAUAUCGCACCCGAGGUGAUCCUGCGCCAGGGCUACGGGAAGCCUGUGGACUGGUGGGCCAUGGGCAUCAUCCUCUAUGAGUUCCUGGUGGGCUGUGUGCCUUUCUUUGGAGACACUCCCGAGGAGUUGUUUGGGCAGGUCAUCAGUGAUGACAUCCUAUGGCCUGAGGGGGAGGAAGCCUUGCCCACGGAUGCCCAGCUCCUCAUCUCCUGCCUCUUGCAGACCAACCCUUUGGUGCGCCUGGGUGCAGGGGGUGCAUUUGAGGUGAAGGAGCACAGCUUCUUCCGGGAGCUGGACUGGACAGGCCUUUUACGGCAGAAAGCUGAGUUCAUCCCCAACCUGGAGUCAGAGGAUGACACCAGUUACUUUGACACCCGCUCCGACAGGUAUCAUCAUGUCAACUCGUACGAUGAAGAUGACACGACGGAGGAUGAGCCUGUGGAAAUUCGCCAGUUCUCCUCCUGUUCCCCCCGAUUCAGCAAAGUGUACAGCAGCAUGGAACAGCUGUCCCAGCACGAGCCCAAACCUCCCACAAGUGGCAAACGGGAAGCCAGCACCAAGAGCCAAGAGGAGAAGGCAGCCAGCAAGCGGGAGGGGCUGGGAGGCCUCACGCUGCGAGACAAGAGUUGGAGGGGGGGGUCCCCUGAGAUCAAACGCCUGUCAGCCUCUGAGUCAUCCUUCCUGGAGGGGGAGGCCAGUCCCCCACUGGGUGCUCGACGACGCUUUUCAGCCCUCCUGGAGCCUAGCCGCUUUAGCGCUCCCCAGGAGGAUGAGGAUGAAGGGAGGGUGCGGAGGCCUCCUCGGCCUAGCUCUGAUCCCCCUGGAAGUCUAGACAGCAGAGCUCCCAAGGAAGGAACUGCAGGGGACAGCACCCCAAGCACUGGAGACUCAGAGCCUGGUGAAUUGAUCCCACCGCCAAAAGACGGAGACCCUUCAGCCCCCAAGGCCACCAAUGAUCUGGUCCUCCGAAGAGCAAGGCACCAGCAGCAGAUCUCUGGAGAGCCAGCGGAGAAGCGGCCCUCACGCCCUGGGGGCAAAGUCAUCAAGUCAGCCUCUGCUACGGCUCUGUCGGUCAUGAUCCCCACAGUAGACCAGCAUGGCAGCUCCCCCCUGGCCAGUCCUAUGUCCCCUCGAUCACUUUCUUCCAACCCGUCAUCGAGGGACUCGUCUCCCAGUCGGGACUACUCCCCCGCCGUCAGUGCCCUCCGCUCCCCCAUCACCAUCCAGCGCUCCGGCAAGAAGUACGGCUUUACCCUUAGGGCCAUCCGUGUCUACAUGGGCGACUCGGAUGUUUAUAGCGUCCAUCACAUCGUUUGGCAUGUGGAGGAGGGAGGACCUGCCCAGGAGGCUGGACUCUGUGCAGGGGACCUCAUCACCCAUGUCAAUGGGGAGCCUGUGCACGGGAUGGUGCACCCAGAGGUGGUGGAGCUAAUCCUCAAGAGCGGGAACAAAGUGGCCGUAACGACGACACCUUUUGAGAACACGUCCAUCCGCAUCGGGCCCGCCAGGCGCAGCAGCUACAAGGCCAAGAUGGCCCGGAGGAACAAGAGGCCAGCAGCAAAGGAGGGUCAAGAGAGCAGGAAGCGCAGUUCUCUGUUCCGCAAGAUCACCAAGCAGUCCAACCUCCUCCACACGAGCCGCUCCCUCUCGUCUCUCAAUCGCUCCCUCUCCUCCAGCGACAGCCUCCCUGGGUCCCCGACCCACGGCCUGCCCGCCCGUUCCCCUACACACAGUUACCGCUCCACGCCGGAUUCGGCCUACCUAGGUGCCUCUUCUCAGAGCAGCUCCCCAGCUUCCAGCACCCCCAACUCCCCAGCUUCUUCCUCCCACCACAUCCGGCCUAGCACUCUUCACGGCCUGUCCCCCAAACUGCACCGACAGUACCGCUCAGCCCGCUGCAAGUCAGCUGGCAACAUCCCCCUGUCACCGCUGGCACACACGCCCUCACCCACACAGUCCUCGCCUCCCCCACUGCCUGGCCACACCGUGGGCAGCUCCCACACCACCCAGAGCUUCCCUGCCAAGUUACACUCAUCUCCACCUGUGGUGCGCCCGCGCCCCAAGAGUGCUGAGCCCCCCCGCUCCCCGCUUCUUAAGAGGGUCCAGUCUGCCGAGAAGCUGGGCUGCCCAUUGGGCACUGACAAGAAAGGCGCACUGCGUAAGCACAGUCUGGAAGUGGGGCACCCCGAUUUCCGCAAGGACUUCCAUGGAGAGCUGGCAUUACACAGCCUUGCUGAGGCCGAGGGCGAGACGGGCCCUGCACCUGCCACUGCCGAAGGGCCCGGGGCUCCCCGCCCCCCACCCAUGAGGCGCCUGGGCCGCCAAGAGUCACCCCUGAGUCUGGGUGGGGGAGACCCGCUCCUAGCCGGGCCACGGGGGGGUGAAGGUCCCAAGGAAGAAAAGCCAGCAGCUGGCCCAGGACCUCCUGGUCCAGGCAAAGUCCCAGAGCCCGAAGGGUCUUCCCGUAAGGAAAGAGAAGUGGGCAGCAGUAGGGGGGAGCCCUCAUGGUCAGGGGGCUGCAUCCCUCCUGGGUGCCCGCCUCGGGCCCCAACCCCAGGCCGAACUCUGGAUCGAGAAGGGGCAGGCACAAGGCACCAGGGGGUGCAGACGGAGGACGCAGGUGGGGCAGCCCGGGCCUUGGCCAAGGCAGCCCUGAGCCCGGUGCAAGAGUAUGAGGUGGGCAGACGCAGCAGUGCCAGCGAGGCAGCCACCUCCCCCCGGGGAGGCCCAGGCAGCGACCUGCCCCCUGUACCCAUUGUUGUGGAGCCCAAGUCAGAGGUGUGUAGGCCUCCCCCUGAGGCUCCCGGCGGGAGGGUGGCCAAGGAGCGCUGGGUCCUGGAGGUGGUAGAAGAAAGAACCACAUUGAGCUUGCCCCGAACAAAACCCGCCUCUCCUAAACUCUCUCCGGAGCCCCCAGGCUCCAGCCCUGCUCCAUCCCCCCCCUCUGCUAGGAAUGGGCCUGGCUCUGACCCGGGCCAUCCACAAGUCCCCACUGCCCUCCCUCUCCCAGCGCUCUCGGGCCCCAAGAGUGAAUCGGGGCUGCCUGCUCGCUGUCCUGAGCCGACGCCCGGUCCAGGCCUGGCCAAGAAGGGCUCGGCCAACUGAAGCUGGGCCCAGGCACUGCCCCACCUCCGGACCUUUGUAAACAGGACUGGAGGGGCGGCGGCAGAUUGUACAGUGGGUUGUAUACAUAUGUACACAUAUAAAUAAAGUGCGUGUCACGCA
Molecule: messenger RNA, 11806 nt
Organism: Monodelphis domestica (gray short-tailed opossum)
Lineage: Eukaryota; Metazoa; Chordata; Mammalia; Didelphimorphia; Didelphidae
Source: RefSeq, a predicted model, not a curated record